CUGACACCAGGAUACUGUAGAUGAGCCAGCGACCUCUCAGACCUCUCUGGACUGUGGAUACGCUUUCAUCCUGCAGCUGAUGAUUGAUGCUUCUUUCUUCUCAGGACUCUGGACAGUUCAUCUGAGCGCCGUCUUCUUUAUUCCUGUUUUUGUUGAUCUGCUGCAUCAGGAUGUUUAACCCUGUCACUUUACAACAGCUCAUCUCCACCCUGUUUGUGCUCUGCAGUGCUGCAGUUAUGUCUGCAGAGGGUGAGUGUCCAUCUGAGUGCUCCUGUGCCCCCUCACCUCUGCUCUGCCCGCUGGGCGUCAGCUGGGUGACCGACCACUGCGGCUGCUGUAAAGUGUGUGCGAGGCAGUUCAACGACGACUGCAGCGCCACCGAGCCCUGUGAUCACAUCAAGGGGCUACGCUGCCAUCUUGGGGCUGGAGGAGAUCCCAAGAGAGGACUGUGUCGAGCUGAGGCCCAGGGUUUGCCCUGCGAGUUAAGUGGGCGGAUGUACCAGCACGGCGAGGACUUUCAGCCCAACUGCGAGCACCAGUGCACCUGUAUGGACGGGGUGGUGGGCUGCAUGCCCCUCUGUCCCCACAAAGUGCCUCUACCCGACUGGCGCUGCUCGUGGCCCCGGCUGGCGCGGCCUGAGGGCGGCUGCUGCGAGGAGUGGUUGUGUGACGAUGACAACCACAUCAGUGAGGAGCCAGAGGAGCUGACACACACCUCCCUACCAGACGGCCAGCCCCUUCUCAACCACAUCAGUGCCCUGGUGCCGGCCCCGCCUCAGCCCCCAGCUCUGACCAGAGGGGCCACGUUCAGAGAGAUGGUGUCCUUCCCCAUGUCUGAGUUAUUGCUCAAAUCCAGCUGUUUCCCACAAACCACUGCAUGGACUGAGUGCUCCACCACAUGUGGGAUGGGCAUUUCAAGUCGCGUGACCAAUGACAACCAAGACUGUCGGCUGGUCCGAGAAACCAGACUGUGCCAGGUCCAACAAUGUGAGCUGCGGCUUCCUGUAGCUAGCAAGAAAGGGAAGAAGUGUCAGCGAACUGUCCGACCACAGCAACCAGUAAGUAUCACCUUCGCUGGAUGCUCAACAGCACCGCGGUACCGCCCUCGCACCUGUGGGACUUGCACUGAUGACCGCUGUUGUACACCCUCCCUCUCCCGUACCGUGCGCCUUCAUUUCCACUGUCCUGACGGGGAGAGUUUCUACAGGAACGUCAUGUGGAUACAGCGCUGCAGCUGCAGCUCGGGCUGUCGCACGCACAGCGAGGCCUCCAGCCCUUCAGUCAGCCUCCACAACGACAUCCACACCUUCAGGCACUGAGGUGACUCAUCGUGCCCUGCCCCUGCCCGGCACACUGGCCGCAGACUCUGCACCUAUCCACAGCCUAUCCCAUGCUUCCCUGUCAGUUAGAUGGGUGGGGACCUCUGAGUUCCUGCCACCACACUCCCUUCCCCACAACCAGGCAACACAAUUUCUAGCACUUUAAGCAUCCUGCCAUGAUAAUGUCAGUUUGCCCACACUAGAGGGGUGUUACCUCUCUAGUACCAGGGCAGCACUGAGGACGACAUACAGCAUUUUGCUGUGUCAGACUGCUGGCGGAGACUUCUAACUUUUAUUUAUUUGUCACUUUGUGUAAUCUUCAUUAUUUUGAAUCAGGGUGGAAGAACGAGAUGAUAUGAGACAUUCAUCAGUGAAUAUAGGGACUGUGUGUGUGUGUGUGUGUGUGUGUGUGUGUGUGUGUGUGUGUGUGUGUGUGUGUGUGUGUGUGUGUUUCGCUCAUUAUCCUACCACAGCAUAUAGUUAAAAACAUUCAGUGUACAGUAUAUAGAUAUAGACUUCACUGUCAAUGGUGGAGUGGUAAAUUCUAGGAUCACCUCAUUUUUCGGGGUGUGAUUUUAUUUUAGUUGAUUGGUGGGUUGGGGGGGGUCCUAGUGCCCCUCCCAGCAUGUUGUUCAGGUGAGUCCUUCAGAUUGUACAUACGACGCUUUAUUUCAAGGGCGCAAAUGAUGCUAUGAGACAUAUACUGUAAA
Messenger RNA from Seriola dumerili (greater amberjack), 2029 nucleotides. It is a transcript of the gene ccn1l2, whose product is annotated as protein CYR61-like. Gene Ontology annotation, molecular function: protein binding. The record is from RefSeq and is a predicted model, not a curated record. The transcript is spliced from 5 exons. Lineage: Eukaryota; Metazoa; Chordata; Actinopteri; Carangiformes; Carangidae. Bases 171 to 1319 code for a protein of 382 amino acids. Gene Ontology annotation, cellular component: extracellular region. Gene Ontology annotation, biological process: signal transduction.